AAUGCGUCGCCGAUCCCACUGCCCAAGGAAGCUACAUCUGCCACUGGCCAGCGGGCGCCAAUCACGUGCGAGUCGCCGAACGCGGUCGCGAGUGGCGCCAGCAGAGUCGCAUUUGCGAUCAUCAUCGAUCGCCAUGUACGUUCCCAAGUGGCAGCGCCGCUUGUACACUGCGCUCGGGACCUCGGUCCUCAUCUUCGUCGUCGCCGCGCUCCUCGUCUUCCUCACGAGCACGUCCAGCGGUGCUGGCCACAUUGACGCCUCCGCGCCUGGUGGUGUACCGUCACCAACGACAGCCGCGCCCCAGGUCUCUGUACAAGGCACGAUCGUCGAGCCAAGCGUAGUGCCGACACCCGCACCGACGACACCGACGCCAAGCACUAGUCGCGCCUUCGAAGCGCGGACGGCGCAGCCGCCGGGAACGUACCGUUUUAUCAACUACUGCAAUGGCACGGCGCAGAACGCGCUGUAUUGGCGCUGGCUCAAUGCGCCCGACCACGUAGCGCCGCUACCGUACGGCGCGUCGAUCGAUUUUAAGUUUUCGGACGUUGGCACGUCGGCGAUGGCCCGUCUCGGCGCGUCCGUCGACGCCACGUUGUUUGAGUUCAACUGGGAUGGAGCCCGUGUCUGGUACGACCUGAGUGUGGUGCCCGUUGCUUGUGGGUCGAGCUGGGACCUGUGCGCACCAGGGACGCACUCGUCUUUCAACGUCCCCGUGAGCGUCGAGGUCUUUGGUGUCGUCGAGCCAUCGUGUGUGAGCGCCUACUGUGCGAACGCGACGUGUCCGAGCAUCUAUCAAGUGCCCAACAGCCACAAGACGCACGACUGCGGUCCACUGACACGAUUUGUUGUUACGUUUUGUUAUGUGUAAACUGGGAGCUGUAGAUAGGGUAUUCUGAAGGCGGUAGGUAAUGCAACGAGCUCAAUGUGUAGGAGGUAUUUCAUCGCUGCCUCGUGCUUUGGCGCGACGCAAAAGAGGAUGUACCAAUGCAGCCCCGGACAUGACAUCGGGAGCACGCGCAGCAACGAAAACUGCGCCUUGG
Saprolegnia diclina VS20 is the source of this 1040-nucleotide messenger RNA. RefSeq lists its product as hypothetical. Lineage: Eukaryota; Oomycota; Saprolegniomycetes; Saprolegniales; Saprolegniaceae. The record is from RefSeq and is a predicted model, not a curated record. The annotation marks the transcript as partial. The transcript is spliced from 3 exons.